Molecule: messenger RNA, 1467 nt
Organism: Chrysochloris asiatica (Cape golden mole)
Lineage: Eukaryota; Metazoa; Chordata; Mammalia; Afrosoricida; Chrysochloridae
Gene: PLBD1
Product: phospholipase B domain containing 1
Exons: 9
Coding region: 19-1467 (482 amino acids)
Biological process (GO): phospholipid catabolic process
Cellular component (GO): extracellular region
Molecular function (GO): glycerophospholipase activity
Source: RefSeq, a predicted model, not a curated record
UAUGCAACUGCGUACUGGAUGAGUUCUGAAAAGGCAAUACAAGUCAAAAACGUACUGGACAAGAAUGGAGAUGCGUAUGGCUUUUACAAUGACUCCAUGCAAACUACAGGCUGGGGCAUCCUGGAGAUCAAAGCGGGGUAUGGCUCUCAGACCCUGAGCAAUGAGAUCAUCAUGUUUGCAGCUGGCUUUUUGGAGGGUUACCUCACUGCCCCUAUUCAAGAUCAGUGGACCCGGAAAAAUAUAAAAAAUCAUAAGGAUGACCCAAUUUGGAGACAUACUGGCUAUGUUAUGGCACAAGUGGAUGGGCUAUACGUAGGAGCAAAGAGGAGGGCUCUGUCAGAAGGGAAAAAGCCCCUGACCCUGGCCCAGAUUCAGUUCCUGAACAGUGUUGGAGAUCUGCUGGAUCUGAUUCCCUCAUUCUCUGUCAUGAAAAAUAACAGUCAGACGUUUUUAAAGAGAUUGGAGAUGGGACAUUGCUCUGCUCUCAUUAAGGUUCUUCCCGGAUUUGAGAAUAUCUUUUUUGCUCACUCAAGUUGGUACACGUAUGCAGCCAUGCUGAGGAUCUAUAAACACUGGAACUUCAACAUCAAAGAUAAAGACACCAGCAGCAGUCGCCUCUCUUUCAGCAGUUACCCAGGGUUUUUAGAGUCUCUGGAUGACUUCUACAUUCUUAGCAGUGGUUUGAUAUUACUACAGACAACAAACAGUGUGUUUAAUAAAACUCUGCUAAAGCAAGUGGUACCCCAGUCUCUCCUGGCCUGGCAAAGAGUCCGUGUAGCCAAUAUGAUGGCAGAUGGUGGUAGGAUGUGGGCAGAGAUCUUUUCAAAAUACAACUCUGGCACCUAUAACAAUCAAUACAUGGUCCUGGACCUGAAGAAAGUGAAGCUGAAUCACAGCCUGGGCAGUGGUACUCUGUACGUUGUGGAACAAAUUCCAACGUAUGUUGAAUAUUCUGAACAAACUGAAGUUCUACGGAAAGGAUACUGGCCCUCAUACAACAUUCCUUUCCAUGAAACAAUCUACAACUGGAGUGGCUAUCCACUGUUAGUUCAGAAGCUGGGUUUGGACUACUCUUAUGACAUGGCUCCACGGGCCAAAAUCUUCCGGCGCGACCAAGGAAAAGUGACCAAUAUGGAAUCUCUGAAAUAUAUCAUGCGAUACAACAACUACCAGAAGGAACCGUACAGUAAUGGUGACCCCUGUAGUACCAUCUGCUGCCGUGGUGACCUUGACUCUGUGAAUCCAGUCCCUUCAGGGUGCUAUGACACAAAGGUGGCAGACAUGCAUGUGGCAGCCCAGUACACAGCCUAUGCCAUUAGUGGGCCCACAGUACAAGACGGCCUCCCUGUUUUCCACUGGAAUCCUUUCAACAAAACUCUCCAUCAAGGCAUGCCAGAGGCCUACAACUUUGAUUUUAUCACCAUGAAACCAAUUUUGUCAGAUGAAAAAAUAGAAGGCUGCAAAUAA